CUCUCUCUCUCCCUUUCUCCCCCCAAAAUGAAGUCCCUCAUGGAAUUCGUGAGCUGCUGUGGGUCUGCCCCCAGUCGGCCGGACCCACUGCGAGCGGAGGAGACGCAGUUCCUCGUGCUUCCCUCGUCACGGAAACGGCCUGCCCGGGGCCGUUAUCAGAACCGGAAGCGAGGGAGCUCGGGGACGUCAGCCGAUUGGCGGCCCUCGCUGGGAGCGCUUUCAGAGGACAAUGUGGUGCCGGAGUCAGAGAGAGAAAGGUGGAGGAGUAUGAACGCUGGAUCUGAGAGAAUGCUGAAGAGAAAGGUCUCGUCGUCGUCGUCGGCCAGCACUGCUGUCGGAGUUUCUGUCCGUAAUUACAGUAGCGACAAUUCCGGGAGAAGUUGCUUUCCGAUAAUCAUGUCAUCGUUCCCAGCCGCAACAUUCAUGUUUUGAGAGGAGGCAAUGUUACGUGGAAUGGGUUUUUUAUUCUCUGUUCAAUCAUCAACAUCUCUGCGGUAUGUUUUUGGUUUUAACAUGUGUACGAGUACG
Camellia sinensis is the source of this 528-nucleotide messenger RNA. The record is from RefSeq and is a predicted model, not a curated record. NCBI's taxonomy places the organism in Eukaryota, Viridiplantae, Streptophyta, Magnoliopsida, Ericales, Theaceae.